AUGUCAUGGUCAACAGCAUUGCGAGCUUAUGCUACGAAGAAGGACCCCAGCACCUUGCCUUCAACUGUACUUUUCUCCCACACGAGUUCCACGAUCACAAUAUUCGACGCUUACCCGAAAGCCAUCUUUCACUUUCUAAUUCUUCCGCGACCCUCUCAGCGGCUGUCUGUUCUGGAUCUUGCCAACCUUCGCUCUCUUAUCAGAAAGGAUAACGAGUUAGCUCUUGUGGUGGUAAAAGAGCUACAGGCUGAAGCUGUAAAGCUCAAGGGUGAGAUACACGUGGAGAUGCUAGAACGUUACGGGUUCACAUGGCCUAUACACUGCGGCUUCCACGCUGUACCUUCGAUGGAACAUCUCCAUCUACACGUCAUCUCUGCUGAUUUGACGUCCCCGUCUUUAAAGAAUAAGAAGCAUUACAACUCUUUCAAGCCUGGACAUGGAUUCUUCUUGCCCAUAGAGGACGUUCUCGGAUGGUUCGAAGGGUCUCAUGAGCAUCUAACCAGCAUGUCUGCUCUCAAUAGGAACCAGUACGAGGUCUUAUUGAAGGAGGAUCUCAGUUGCCACCUUUGCGAUCGGAGCUUCAAGAACAUGCCGCAACUCAAAAGUCACCUGCAGGAAGAGUGGGAUGCAUUGCGACAACGCGGGGCCCGCAAACGACGUAAAUCGCCAGACGAAUCAGAGCAGGACGCGCCUGACGCACAACCUGCGGCAAAGAAGCGCGCCAUCAGCCGCGAGUCCAGUAUCGAGGCUGAGCUUCAGAUACAAAAAUGA
Peniophora sp. CBMAI 1063 is the source of this 771-nucleotide messenger RNA. The record is from the annotation of a GenBank genome assembly. NCBI's taxonomy places the organism in Eukaryota, Fungi, Basidiomycota, Agaricomycetes, Russulales, Peniophoraceae.